Helobdella robusta is the source of this 10494-nucleotide messenger RNA. RefSeq lists its product as hypothetical. Lineage: Eukaryota; Metazoa; Annelida; Clitellata; Rhynchobdellida; Glossiphoniidae. Gene Ontology annotation, molecular function: ubiquitin-protein transferase activity; ATP hydrolysis activity. The record is from RefSeq and is a predicted model, not a curated record. The transcript is spliced from 69 exons. The coding region runs from base 1 to 10308 and encodes 3435 amino acids.
AUGGCCCUCAGUAUCCGGCAGAAUGGCGUCGAGGGGUAUUUCAGUUUCAUCAUAGUUGAUGUCUUGCCUACCGUGCUGACGCUUUACAUGGAUGCUGGCUUCAAACUGCCUCCUCCAAAAAGAGAUGAAGUGCUUCUCUGCAAUUCCACAACUACCUUUGAAGAAAUCAAGUUGCUUUGGUUGAGAGCGAUGAAGGACGAAUCUGGAAGGAUCUACUGUCUGGUGCAUGCAGAACUCUUGGAUUAUGAUGUGGCUUCGGAAGUUGAAAAAUCGCUCAAAAUCCAUAUAAAUCCAGUUAAAAAUGUUAAGUUUGUUAUAGUGUGUAGCUCGAACAAAAGUGAGAAAUCCCACUUGAUUAAUGUCUUUGAGCAGUUCAAAGUGAAAUGUCCUCACCUUGAUAUAGAGCAAGUACAGAAGGUGUGCGUAAGAAUGAUCAAAUCUCACAGGGCUGGCGUCGGAAAAACGUUGCGAGUAAAAAGAUUUGUUGAAGAGUUGCAAAAUAAAUUAAAAAUGAAUGUAGAUGAUAAAGAUUGGUGUUUGUGUAGCGUACCUUUGCACAGUCGGGUCGUUGACGAUACGUCGGUCAUCAGGUUACUCAGAUUAAGUAAAUAUAACGACGACCCCAGGAUAUAUCACUUGGAUGUCUCAAGAGAGGUGACGGAGGGAGUGGAUCACUUGCUCUUCAACUUGCUCGUACUAGGCAGUGCGGCAGACAGCAAUGGCUACAUGUGGAGUAGGUCUGCAAGGGACUUUUAUCUCGUCGAAAGCAUGCCGCUCCUAAUCAAGAUGGCCACUUCUAAUAAGGAUGGGAAAAAUACGUCUCUUCAAUAUCUUCACCAAGUUUUCUACCUGCUUCCUUCACUGACCUGCUGGUCGCCUGCCGACUGCUUGAAUAUCAUCCAAAGCAAAAACUUAUGUCAGUGCUCAUUUUACUUUUCAAAAACUAAUUGCUCGUACGAUUUAAAUCAUUUAUUCUGCAAAAUAUCGUUCCCAAUUAAAGCCGUACCUCGACACAAGGGAGCCAAGUAUCAGGAAAUUGAUCAGUUGAUGGAUGCAGAAGAACUCGCCAGUGAUACAUUUCAGCGUCCUUGCCAUUACCUCCAUGCAAUUUCUUCCAACGUUCCUCUUGCUCAUUACGAUAAGAAGAAGAAGACUGCAAACAUAUCCGAGUGCAUCACUUUGAUGAUGAGUUUUUGCAGCGUUCAGGAUCCCUCGUGGUCAGAAUUGAAAUAUUUUGCUCAGUUCCUCAAUUACCAGCUAUCCUUGAGUGAAAAAUCUUCAUUCUGUCAUCCAGUCAUGGCUCAGGACAUGCCAGGAUUUUUUAAUUACGUUGUCAAUUUUGUCAUCAGCAUGUCCAGGAGCGGCACAUCUAUAAAUAUUUUGGACUACUACGGAAUGAAAAGAACAUGGGAAACCAGUUCCCAUCCUUACCUCUUCUUCAACUACGACAACCACUCGUUCACUUUCAUGGGCUUUAUAGUCAACCCCAAAAAUGGUGACGUCAUUGAACCUGUAACAGGGAAAGUUUUAAUGGAGCAGGCUGUAUCACUACCUCUCUACCAAGCUCUGGCAAGGAACAGGGUGAACCUUAAUGAAAACUUCGAUAAUCUAAAUAGUUAUUUUGGCGUCACUUAUAUUUGGAUAUUAUUGCGCAGGAUGGAGAAGUUGCAGAAGAUGUGUUUGGUGAUGGGGAAGGAGUACAUGCACGAUCCGGAUAACACGUUCGAAUUGACAGCUGAUAAUGUCAAAAAGCUCAUGGCAAUAUACAUGCGAUUCAAGUGCAACAUUCCAGUCAUUGUGAUGGGCGAAACAGGUUGCGGCAAGACGAGACUGAUCAAGUUCCUCUGCGAUUUCCUGAAGCCACCUGGUGUCGAUGUCAACAACAUGAUUCUUAUGAAGGUACAUGGUGGCACGACUUCAGAACAGAUCAUCAGGAAAGUAACAACCUCAUCAAUUGAGGCUCAACGGACAGCUGCGGCCUAUCCUGGCACGGAGACGGUGUUGUUUUUUGACGAGGCCAACACGACAGAAUGCAUCGGACUCAUCAAGGAGAUCAUGUGUGACAGAAGAGUCAAUGGAAUGCCUCUCAACCACAUUUACAGCCUGAAGUUCGUGGCUGCCUGCAAUCCAUACAGAAAACAUUCAGACAUGAUGAUCAAAAGAUUAGAGAAGGCAGGUCUCGGCUACCAUGUGCAGGCUGAUCAAACAACUGACAGGCUGGGUCACUUGCCAAUGAGACAGCUGGUGUACAGGGUGAAGUCCCUGCCAGCAAGCUUGCUUCCUCUCGUUUGGGAUUUUGGCCAGUUGAGUUCACGAGUCGAAAAAAUUUACAUUGUCCAGAUGUUCAACGAGUAUAAGGUGAAUAUGAAUUCGUACAUCAUUGCCAAAAUAAGUGACAUUCUGACGGCCUCUCAAGCGUUCAUGCGACAGCAGCAGGAUGAAUGCAGUUUCGUUAGUCUCAGGGAUGUUGGCCGUUGUCUCCAGGUUUUCAUCUGGUUCCUCAGUCAUGAGAAUAUUUUUGAAAGGAUGAAUGGCCUUGUCCAGGAAAGACUGAAUGAAAAAAAGAAGCUCGAUGAUAUGUCAAAGUUAAACCAAGCUGAAGAUAAGGACGAAACCAAAAUUUGUUAUGUGUUGAACGCAGUUCCUCGAUCUCUCAUGUUGGCCUUGGGUGUCUGCUAUUACGUCUGUCUUGAAAAAAGGAAGGAAUAUUUGGAGUUUAUUGCUCCAUAUUUUCAGGACCUUUGUGCUGAAAAUGGAACUGCUGAGAAGAUCUUCGAAGAAAUUGACACCUGCCAGGACGUUUUCCUCAACGAGAUCGAUUUGGCGAGCAACAUUGCGAGGAACCAGGCUCUGAAGGAGAACUUGUUCAUGAUGGUGGUCUGCAUUGAAUUGAGGAUUCCUCUCUUCCUCGUUGGCAAACCUGGCAGUUCUAAAUCUCUGGCAAAGACUAUCGUUGCAGAUGUCAUGCAAGGCAACCAGUCGAAAUCGGAUUUGUUUAAAUCUUUUAAAUCGGCACACAUGGUGUCGUACCAGUGCAGUCCACUGUCAACCCCAGACGGCAUAGUUGGAACAUUUGGCCAAUGUGCCAGACUGCAGAAAGAUAAAGACCUUGAGAAGUUUGUUUCUGUGGUUGUCCUUGAUGAGGUUGGCCUCGCCGAAGAUUCAGACAGAAUGCCUCUUAAAACCCUCCAUCCAUUGCUUGAAGACGGAUGUGAAGGCGAUGAAAAACCUGAACCCUACAAAAAAGUUUCCUUCAUUGGCAUUUCCAACUGGGCACUCGAUCCUGCUAAGAUGAAUAGGGGCAUCCUGGUUCAGAGAGGUAUUCCUAGCCAUCAAGAACUUCUGCUCAGUGCCAAAGGGAUAUGCAAUGCCGACUACAACGUUGGAUUGAAAUGCAACAAGUUAUUGGAACCCCUCGCUGAGGGUUACUUCGAACUUUACCAAUCCACACUUCAUAACGAAUUUUUUGGACUGAGAGAUUUCUACAGUUUGGUGAAGAUGGUUUGUUUCAUGGCGGAGAAGCAGGAUGACACUCCGACGUGGGGUCAGCUGAAGACUGCCAUCAUGAGGAACUUUGGAGGACUUGAUGCCGUCCAACCACUGGAUGUCUUCAAAGGACAUCUGUCACACGUCAUCGACACAACCGAUGGAUUAACUUGUUUCCAGACGGAAUCAUCUGACAGUGAUCAUAGCCCAGCUCAUCUCAUCAGACAGAGUUUGCAGGAAGAUUGUAAAGAUUUAAAUUUGAAAUGCAAAUUGUGCAGCGAGAGUAGGUACCUGUUAAUCCUGACGGACAACUAUGCAGCCCUGCACCUGCUGCAGCAUGACCUGCUACAAAUCAAGGACGCCAUCAUCAUCUUUGGAAGUAGUUUCCCAAAAGAUCAAGAAUACACCCAGGUUUGUAGAAAUAUCAAUCGAAUAAAAGUCUGCAUGGAAACAGGCAGAACGGUCGUUCUCCUGAAUCUGGAAAGUCUCUAUGAAAGUCUCUACGAUGCUCUCAACCAGUACUACAUAAAGUUUGGUGAUCAGAGGUUUGUUGAUUUGGGACUGGGGACUCAAAGAGUGAAAUGCAGAGUGCAUGAAUCGUUCAGAUUGAUAGUCGUAGCGGAAAAGCAAGUGGUAUAUAACAAAUUUCCCAUACCACUGAUCAAUCGACUUGAGAAGCACUACUUAGCAACAAGCAGCCUGCUCACAAGCAGUCAGGCUUCCGUGGCCAGCAAGUUGAAAUCGUGGGCUUUCGAUUUUGCCACUCAAACUGGAUUCUGUUAUAGAUCCAAAAAAAGCCAGCAGCCAUUAAUUGAGGAUGCGAUCAUUGGCUACCACGCAGACGCGCCUGCCUCAGUGGUCAUUCAAAUUUGCAAGAACAACAAAAGCAGCAUUCUAAAUGAAACGGAGAUGUUGUCGAGAUGUAAGAGAGUUAUGCUGCAGUGCGCCACCCCUGAGUCACUGUUUCGAUUGAAGAACUCAAAGUUAUCAUUUGACCAAGAGCAGUACUUCAACUGCUACUUCAAGCAACAAUUCCACUUGUCUUUGAAAGAUUUCAUUCAGGGAGUGUUAAUCGAGGAAAAGAAGAUGAAUGAUGAUACUACAGAUGAGACGGACGAAAAUUGUUACUGCGAAAAUGAUUCUGAUGGAUGUAUUUUUGUUCAAAUAACCACCCACUCACGUCUGUUGUUGAAGCGGGAAACAUCGGAUCUCUGCAAGUCUUUGAAUCUGCCAAACAAUUCCAUUCAACUUUUGUCUCUACAGUCAAUAGGAACCGAGCAUCAGUUCUGUAGAGAACUACGAGACUUCUUCAGUGAUGAUGACGUUGCGAAAGAUAAGGCAAAGUUGCGGCGUGAAAUUUUAAUAGUUCAAUGCGACUCUGGUGAUCAGCACUCCCAACUGAUAGCCUGCACGAGGUACAACAUUUCCAAUGAGUACGCUAACUACUGUCUUUCCAGGAAGCAGCUGAACAGCGGUGUUGGUGACGUGGCUGCUGACAACGAGGACAGCAGAGGAAUGAAAAUGAAUGGAGCGGCGAAACAUGUCCUGUUCAUCAUUCAGCUACCAAGGAUUGUCGGCGGAUGCUUUGUUGGAUUGCAGGGUGGUAGAUGGAUGUCCUAUCAUAUUGAUGACUUACUACCCAAGAACAACGUAAUUGAAAACAUGAUCGAGUUGCGGGACAAAACAGUCAGUUCGCUGUUUGAGUUCGGUGAGUUGUCAUUCGAACGACCGGGCGCAAGCAAAAUUUGCGGGGAUGAAGAAGAAAUAUCCAUUGAUAACGAGCAGGAAAGUUCCGAUCGUGAUGUUAACGGCGGCAAAUUUUUAAUUUUAAGUAAAGAUGAUGAAAACAAGGAUGACGUAAACAUGAACGACGGCGAUCAUCAAGUAGAAAGCAUUGAAGUGGUUCCUGAAAAUGGUGCAUUCAAGUUUUCAACCGAAGAAUUUCCGUCUGUUGGAACUUUCUUUCCAGAACAACCAGCCAAACCUUCGUUGAAGUUCGUCCCGGCCAAUGAAAGCAAAUCAACGUGGUGCCAAAGUGAGGCGAACGAACUGAUUAAAAACUGCGUGCACGCAGCCAUCGCCAUGCUGGAGACGCAGGUCAGCAGCAGGUCGAGUGGAAGCCUCGGAGGUGCAUCCCGCAAAACGGAACUAAUCGACCUCUUGUUGAAUAAUCUCCAUCAGCCAAUCAGCGGAGGGGGUAAUGUUGCUAUUAUGCUAUUAAAAUAUUCAAAUCGUUCAUUCGUCGAAUACCUGGAGUGCAAGGUGACACCUGUACUUGCCUACAUCAUCUCACUUCUUGAUACCAACCAGAAUUUAAACAUAAUGCUUGCCCACGAUGACAACAUGCACUGGAUCAAACAUUUCUGCUAUCUUGCUUUGGCUGAUAAGAACUUUCUUUACCUAAAGUUUAGUGACAUCCGGACCGUGACACAGAAAUCCAACAAGACAAGUUUUGAACUGAAGACCUGCGGUUGCCAUGGAAACAAAUUAAACCCCAUGUUCCCUUUUUCAUGGCUUAUCAAAGAACAAAUUGAUAAAUUAUUGAAUGUACAGCGAAAGACUCAUUCGAACAGAUCAAUUUCACUGAUUGAAAUAUUUGGUGACUCUGAGAUUGGACAUUUCGUGAAGGAAACAUGUGAAGGUGAUGAAGACGUCCAGAGAGAUAUGUUCGAAAGAUAUUUGAAUGAUUUCGUCUAUAUGAACUACAGGUCACAAAUGAAAGAGUCAAUUUCUCAACAGAUUGAGGUCGUGAAGGAAGAUUUAAGAAAUCAGAUAUUUUCCGAUGACUUAAUGUCUGAUGGAUGCGUUGAGAAUAAGUUCAGUUUGGUGAACAUUCACGUGGUGCAUGAACAAGUUCACGUGAGGUACUUGUUGUUCGUUGAAUUGUUAACUUCCUGUCCUCAAGCCGCUCUUUCCAUUCAUCAAGCAUUGGACGUGGUGUGCUUACGGUACUGCACAGAUGUGUUGUUACCUGGCAAAGAGCAAUUCAAUGAUCUCCAGAAAAUGAAAAAGUGGACGGAGGAUGUGGAAAGCUUCAAAUGGAACAGAAUUGUGGCAAUGAAACUUUUUUUUAAUAACGUUUGUCAGAAUUUUCAAGAAAACAAUUUUGACGUAGAAAGACUUGAUUUCUUGUGGAAUUUCCUUGGUGACAAACCGGAUUUUAAAGAAGUACGAGUGUUGAACAAUGUUGAAAAAUAUUUGGAGCUUUGCAAUACGAAAGCAAUUAAACGCCACCUAGGGAAGCAGCUGGACAUGAAAUGUUGCCACUGCAGCAAGGGUACAGUCUCCAUUCAGAGCAAAUGCUGCCACAGAUACUGCAAACCAUGUUUCCUCAUCAUCAUCAACCAUAAACACGGACGAUGCUGCGUAUGUAACAGCGUUUUCACCGAAGAAGAAAAAAAACCCAUCGAAGUUGAUAAGAAAAAAGUGCAAUGUUAUGAGUCGUACAAGCAGCGAGUCAAUGCCUUCCUCAUCUCCCUAGUGUCCCAGCUCUGCUUUGCCGGCAGGACUCCUCCGAGUGCGCAAGUAGUAGCCAAGCUAAUGGGCUAUGUGACACUUCAUGGCCAUUCAUUGAAAAUCAAUGAGGAUAGUAGUGAUAGUAGUGCUGGUAACGAAAUGCCUGAAAGUGAACUAUUGAUGACUGUGGACAUGGCAAAAAAUUGCAUUGAUCCAACACCUGUUGUCAGAUCUUUCCUGCUUCAAAUGCUUCUAAGAUAUCAAAUCGAAGAUGUAGAAGACUAUUUGGAUAAUUUUUUUGAGGAAUCCCUGAGACUUAUCAACGAAAAUCACGAGCACAUCGUUGAAUUGUGUGCGCUCUGUUUACACUGUUUUGAGGAUCACUUUUACAACCUCGGCUUGAAGCAGCAGCAGACGAAGUUGAGGUUCAUUCUUAACCUUUGGAAGAGCUAUGAUGUUCCCACCGUGAAUCAAGGAUUGUUGGGUGUUAAAAAACUUCAGAAAGUUGCCCUUAUUCAAUAUGGCUUGCAUGAAUUGGCUGGUGCUAUCUGCAUCAGUUCUAACGGCAUUGGAACGGAUGGUAGUGUCUUCAGAUACUUCCUGAUAAAACAAAUCGCUCGGAGAUUUGGCAUAAAAUUACUUAUUGAACUUUCUCAACAACCGCGCUGGCACUGGAUAAUUGGACCGAAUGAAACAAACGAUCAGCUAAAACAACCAGCGGACAGAUUUUUGCUCGUCGGUGAGACAUACAGAGAUUGCAGAGAUGCCAUCACUCUAGUAACCAUGGGCAACGAUGUUCAACUGCUUGAUCAGAUUAAAAAUUUAAAUGACUACAUCUUCAACCUGGCAUUGUACCAAGGUGUUACUCGCAGGAACCAUUUUGAAGAUUCCGAAGAACACGUUGAUCAAAAGUUUGUAGAUUCCCUCAACCAGUACAUGUUGAAAAAGUCGACAGUCAAGAACAAAGAGUUAUCUGCAAAGAUUUUAACCAACAACAUGGAUGGCAUGAAGGUGACGCCAGCCGAUCACUCGGAAGUCUUGGACCUCUUGAUGCACUUCACAAUCGCUCUAUCCGGUUUAAAAAGAAGCAACAGUUUGUUGGGAUGCAUUGCAAAACUCUGCCAAGAUGCAGCCUUCAUUAAGACUGCUUACCUUCCUACGAUGCCUCACGACGUAGUGGCAGAAGCUUUCUCAGUUCUCCAAACUAGCGUCUUUGAAGGACCGCUUCAGCUUUAUGUCUGUCCCGAUGGCCAUCCAUACACAAUUGGAGAGUGUGGUAAACCGGCAAUGAGUCGACCUUGUAAUGUUUGCGGCAAAAUUGUUGGAGGCACGAAUCAUAACCUGGCUGCUGAGAAUCAAUUGUUGACCUUCACCGGAGAUAAAACGAAGUCAGGUCAUAUUUUGGGAAAGGCAGAGAAGAGAGGACCUGCAACUUCUGAGCGGGACAUGACCGCCCUGCAAACGUCUCUUGUCAGAAUUCUUGUACAUCUAUCUCUCUAUGUUGCAUCACAAACUAAGGACUUUCCACAUGGGAUCAUAGAUCCAACCAUCUCCACGGUAGAUUGUUCGACAUUUUUCAUGAACCACAUUAUCCGAGACUUGCAGGAUAUCGAGACCUGUCUGCUGAAAAGUCGUGAUGAUGUCCUCCUGGUUCUGCAUCAGCUCGUACACAACAUCGCCUCGUCUGAUAAUAAGUCCUCACAUGGAGCCGAUGUUAACUGGGACUCAAAAGAGGGUAGAAAACAAUGGGAGAUUCAUUUUGUCGCUCAAUUCAUUGCUCCUCUUGUUGCAAAUCUUGAUGCAAAGUUAAAAGCCAUCCAGCAGUUGAUCAUGGAAGAUAAGAGACAAGAAAGCAACAAGUUGAUGAAAAUAAUAUAUGAAGUCGAAACACAGCCAUUGUAUGUAAAAUCAUUGAAUGUGAACGAGAUUGAAAGUUCCCCUUUAUUGUGGAGGUACAGAACAAGAGUUUCAAUGGAGAACAUGAUAUUGGAUCUGCAGAACUUGAAUUCUGGAGUUAACUCUAAUAACUCUCAUGCACUACUGCAGUAUUUCUUGAAGAGGCAACCUUUACUUAGGUUACUUCAGCAUUUGCCAACAAUUCACAAACUUCAUCAGAAGUUGAUCUUCAAAUUAAACAGAACAUUGGAUUAUUCAGAAUCAAAUGCGGUCACAAUCAAUAACUUUUUGGACCUCUCGUUAGAUGAUUACGAGAGAAGUGAGUUUCAAUCUCUGUUUGAGGUUUUCAUUGAGACCUGGAAUGCUGUUAGGCACUCAAUCCCUGAUGUUUACAAAGGAAUCAAACUACCGGAGAAGUAUUUGAAAGAUAAUUUGACGUUGAACAGUGAGAUUGCAGUUGCCUUGCCGCUAUGGAGGAGGUAUGGUCUUUAUUCUGUGGCUCUUGUGCAAUUCCUCAUCGAUCAACAAAAUCAGUUGCUUGAUUUCUUUUCAAAGGAAAAAAUAGUCAGUAAUAUACAGCACGUGAAUUUGGACGAAAGCACAGUGGCGCACAUCGUAACAUACGAUCCUGAUAGGGACCUACCCGCCCUUCUCCUUGCGAAUUGCAACUAUUCUUUCCAGCUGGGUGCUUUCACGAAAAUUGAAUAUGAUUAUGACAAUAUGGAAAAACAAAUCAUAUCUAAAUUUAUAUCCGGAAAACCUUUUUUGAACCCAUCUAUGAAUGUAAUAAUUUUCAAAGAAGAUUUCAAAGCAGCUGUAACGUUUGCUGAAUUGGAACGAAGGAUAAAGCAGGUUCAGAUGCCACAAAACAUCUUCGAGAAGGACUUGAAGACGUUGGCAACUGCAAGCGAUGCGCUGGCCUGCUUCAACAUCGUCGUCGAAUUUUUAUCUUCUGUUGCCACCGAUCCUGAGAAGAAAAUUGUUGAUUUCAUGAAUGAAUUGAAGAGUUUGCAGUUGAAACAUGCGAGAUCAGCUUGGUUGGCGAUAUCGUUGAUAAGGGCAAAAUUUCUAGUGAAAAAUGAACAGAACCCGCUGGAUCAUGUCGACGGCAAGUUCAAGCAGAACCUCUCAGAUGAUAUGAGGCAGCGGCUGGUACAGUGCUUCGCCAAUGCUAGGAUGGAUGACUUUAUUCAGACGUUUUAUGAGUGCAUACUUUUUGAGCUCACCCAAACUGGAACAGUGCAUGAUGAUGUUGGAGAAGAUUUCGACAACUCCAAUCAAAGGUUGAAGGAUGUUCUGUACGAAUACUUCAGCGCCAAAGAUAAGGAAAAUGCUUUUCCAUUCCUGUCCAGUAAUGAAUUUCCUGACGAAAUUCUUGUCAGCCACUGCCUGUCAACUUGGUUAUGUGCACUUUAUCCCAAUAAAAAGAUUGAAAUCAAAGAAGAUUCCACAGUGCUUCGAAUCUCUUGAUUUCUACUAUGUCGUUUCAUGAACUAUUAUAAAUUAUGUUAAUUUAAUUAUUUUUAAUCAUGUUAAACACAAAAUUUUAAAAACAAAUUUUAAAAUAUUUUUAUAGACGUUUCCUUCAGUAAAUAUUUUUAACAUCAAAAAACGUUUUGAAUGCUUUUAAUUACUUAAAAUAUAAAUAUUUUUAAU